Messenger RNA from Sitophilus oryzae (rice weevil), 468 nucleotides. RefSeq names its product cuticle protein 16.5-like. The transcript has a single exon. The record is from RefSeq and is a predicted model, not a curated record. The coding region runs from base 1 to 468 and encodes 155 amino acids. Lineage: Eukaryota; Metazoa; Arthropoda; Insecta; Coleoptera; Curculionidae.
AUGAUUUUAAGAAUAUUUCAAUACAAGGUUCAAGAACUUGAAAUUUCCAAGAAUAUGUAUAAACUUUCAACACUUUUUCAGAUUUUCUUCAUCGCUGCCACUUUGGCCAUCGCUAACGCUGGACUCAUCAGCUCCCCAUUAGCUUACUCAGCUCCCGCUGUAGCUGCAGCUCCAGUCGUCUCAGCUUAUGCCGCUCCAGCAGUCCCCGCAGUGGCUCCCUACUCCGCACCAGCUGUAGCCGCUCCCGUCCUAUCCAGCUAUUCGGCCCCUGUUGUAUCCGCCUACUCCGCGCCUGUUGUAUCAGCUUACUCUGCUCCUCUCUAUGCUAAAUCUGUAGCCGCUCCAGUAGCUUACAGCGCACCUGUAGCCGCUCCACUUGCUUACAGCGCACCUGUAGCCGCACAACUUGCUUACAGCGCACCUGUAGCCGCUCCAUUGGCCUACAGCUCACCUGUAGCCGCUUGGUAA